This is a messenger RNA of Mesitornis unicolor (brown roatelo), 1097 nucleotides long. It is a transcript of the gene WNT7A, whose product is annotated as wingless-type MMTV integration site family, member 7A. The record is from RefSeq and is a predicted model, not a curated record. Gene Ontology annotation, biological process: multicellular organism development; positive regulation of JNK cascade; cell fate commitment. Gene Ontology annotation, cellular component: extracellular region. The coding region runs from base 126 to 974 and encodes 282 amino acids. Lineage: Eukaryota; Metazoa; Chordata; Aves; Mesitornithiformes; Mesitornithidae. The transcript has 3 exons. Gene Ontology annotation, molecular function: cytokine activity; frizzled binding.
UUUCCUCUGUGGUGGCCCUGGGAGCCAGCAUCAUCUGUAACAAGAUCCCAGGUCUUGCUCCCCGGCAGCGGGCUAUCUGCCAGAGCAGGCCUGACGCUAUCAUCGUCAUCGGGGAAGGGUCCCAGAUGGGCAUCAACGAGUGCCAGUUCCAGUUUCGCAAUGGGCGCUGGAACUGCUCUGCCCUGGGAGAGAGGACUGUCUUCGGGAAGGAGUUGAAAGUGGGUAGCAGAGAAGCAGCAUUCACGUACGCCAUCAUCGCUGCUGGAGUAGCACAUGCCAUCACAGCUGCCUGUACCCAGGGCAACCUGAGUGACUGUGGUUGUGACAAGGAAAAACAAGGACAGUACCACAAAGAGGAAGGAUGGAAAUGGGGAGGCUGCUCUGCGGACAUCAGAUAUGGCAUAGGAUUUGCCAAAGUGUUUGUGGAUGCCCGGGAGAUUAAGCAAAACGCGAGGACGCUCAUGAACCUGCACAACAAUGAGGCCGGGCGGAAGAUUCUGGAAGAAAAUAUGAAAUUAGAGUGCAAGUGCCAUGGGGUCUCGGGAUCCUGUACCACUAAAACAUGCUGGACAACUCUGCCUAAGUUCCGGGAGCUGGGCUACAUCCUUAAGGACAAAUACAACGAAGCCGUUCAAGUCGAACCGGUGAGGGCAAGUCGUAACAAGCGUCCAACCUUCCUCAAAAUAAAGAAGCCCCUUUCCUAUCGCAAACCCAUGGAUACAGAUUUAGUGUACAUAGAAAAAUCUCCCAAUUAUUGUGAAGAAGACCCAGUCACGGGCAGCGUGGGAACGCAGGGAAGGAUGUGCAACAAGACAGCCCAGCAGUCCAACGGCUGCGACCUGAUGUGCUGUGGACGGGGUUACAACACACACCAGUACUCGAGAGUGUGGCAGUGCAACUGCAAAUUCCACUGGUGCUGCUAUGUAAAAUGCAACACGUGCAGUGAAAGAACAGAGGUCUAUACCUGUAAGUGAGGAUGUGGCUGGGCGGGCUGACAUGGCCCCAGCCAGGAAUACCUUUGCACAUGCACUCAAUGUACCUACGUGAGACUGUAGGAAGGACCUGCUCUCCCAGAAGAAAUGCUGAUGAAUGGAGCC